AUGUCUCAAGACAUCCUAGCAUUGUUAUCAAAGUUUGCAGCUAACCCUGAUCUCCUCCCACAGUUCCAGGCGUUCCUUGAGGCACAGGGCGCCGCAAAGUCAUCAGUCCCUGAGUCUGGCCCACCCGCAGGCCCAUUGAUCCCCAAUGCGGAAGAGACACAAGGCCGACCAACCACACGUAAUCAGUGCUUGACACCUUGUCACCUCCCCGGCGCUCUAUCAAGGAUCACAAAAACAUGCAAAAUCCAUAUCCUUCCCCUUCCGUUGAUACUUCCAUUUGGCAUUCUUACCACUCCGACUCUUGCUCUCUCACUCACAAUCAUGCUUGUUCUCCAGCUUGUUCUCCAGCUCAUUAUCCGGCUUGUUCUCCCACUCGUAAUUGUACUUGGUCUCCGGCUUUUGAUUGUGCCUGGUCUUGCUGUUGUGAUUGUGGUUGCGCCCGCCCCCACUCCCGCUCCCGUUCUUGCUCUUGCUCUCGGACCCGUUCUUGCUCUUGCUCUUGGACCCGUUCUUGCUCUUGCUCUUGUGUCCGGUCUUCUACUCACAAUUGCGCCCCCGCCCGCUCCCGCUCUCAAGAGGGUCCUUAUCAUCACUCCAGCAACCAGCCUACCACUGAGACGGAGAAGCCAAGGGGCUGGGGCAAAGCAGAUUAUUACAAUCAAAUGCCAACAUCUUAUCAGAAAGGAGGCGGGUGCCAAGGUCAUCAAAGCCACUUUCCUCGAGCGCAUGUCCCGCCAGGAGGCACACAAAUUUAUAGUCAAGCAUGGUCACCCUUUUGGACACAAAUACAACAUGUACUUUAAUCCAUACAGAUAUGUGCCCAAGGAUCCAAAGGCGGUUGCGCGCAUACAUCAGCCCCCUGGUGUCACAACUCAGCUCGGACCUAUGGUUCAAGGGGGCUUAAAGUCCGUGGCACUAUCACCAAUGGACUAUGAGAAAGGUAGAGGGGCAACUAGGGCCCAGGGGUUAUGA
Molecule: messenger RNA, 972 nt
Organism: Rhizoctonia solani
Lineage: Eukaryota; Fungi; Basidiomycota; Agaricomycetes; Cantharellales; Ceratobasidiaceae
Exons: 5
Coding region: 1-972 (323 amino acids)
Source: RefSeq, a predicted model, not a curated record